Molecule: messenger RNA, 2310 nt
Organism: Musca vetustissima
Lineage: Eukaryota; Metazoa; Arthropoda; Insecta; Diptera; Muscidae
Product: endothelin-converting enzyme homolog
Exons: 1
Coding region: 1-2310 (769 amino acids)
Biological process (GO): protein processing
Cellular component (GO): plasma membrane
Molecular function (GO): metalloendopeptidase activity
Source: RefSeq, a predicted model, not a curated record
AUGCGGGUGAUAUUCAGCGGCGUGGUCGCAAUCUUGGUGAUGAUAAGCAUGAUCGACCAAUGUCUGGGCCAAGGUUAUAAUCGGAACUAUCGCAGUCAACAGACGGUGAAUCGUCAUAGUAUGAAUUAUCAAAAUGCUCCAGGAUUUGUGCCAGGUGGUGGUGGAGGAGGAGGAGGUGUGGGCAUGGCUGCCGGUGGUGCCAAUAUUGUUGGUGGCUUGUCCCACUUGCAGAGUGCUACAGAACGCCGUUACACAGGUGGAGAAAUGCUCAAAUUUAUGAAUUUGGAACAAGACCCUUGUGCGGAUUUUUAUGAUUAUGCCUGUGGUAAUUGGUUGCAGGUGCAAAAUAUGACAGAUGUCCAAGAGGGCGAAUUGAUUACACUGCCCAGUCUUUUGGAACGGAAAGUGGUACACCAACUGCAAAGGCGCUUGGAUAACCCCGCGGUAAAUCCUCACCCAGUGGUGAAUAAAUUUUAUAGAACCUGUCUUUCGACCAAUUGGAAUGAGGAAAAAUUAUUUAUAAAACGAUUUGUGGCCAAUUACGGUGGACUGCCGGACAUAAAGGAUACAUGGCGGGAACGUUCCUACCAGUGGAUUGAAAUUUUGGCACGUUUGAAAUUGGAUUAUAAUUUGGAUAUCUUGAUUGCAUUUUCCACGGCCCCCAACACAGGACGUCCCGUGGUGAGGGAACCUUCAAGCACCAUAAUGCCAGCGGAAUUGUGUAACGCUGAGGCCUCACCACAAAUUGAUGAAGAGGAUGACAUAUUCGAAACAAUACAAAUGGAAAUCAAAGAGAAAUUACAAUUGUGGUUUAAUUUUGCGGAGGCUGAUGCCACCCGCCUGGCUGGAGAUAUUCAACGCUUCGAAUUUGAUUUGUGUAAAUUCAUGAGGAAAGAUGAUAUACUCGAAGUGAAUAAUGGCAAUGGCGAGGAGGUAGAAGAAGUUGAGACUGAUGUUCGAGUGCCAUUGGAAAAUCCCACAAAUUAUGGUGCCAAUAAAACACCCCGCAGGCUGGGACGCUCACCUCAGGCCCAUCACUUUCGAAGAAAUCAAAAACUAAUGGAACUGGAAAGUAAUCAGAAAUUAAUAAAUUUUGUUCAGCUGUGUAUGGGCCAGCCACAGGGCCAGGGUCGCACCGAUUUCGAAAUCCAUAACCCUGAAUAUUUACAAUAUUUGACAAGUAUAAGUGGACGCAAACCUUCAUUUGCCAACUAUAUCAUUUAUCGAGCCCUCUCGGAAAUAACACUACCCCAAAUCGAUCGUAAACCCUAUUGUGUUCGUAAGGUUAUGCAGGUAUUUCCCGAAUAUAUGGGUAAUCUAUAUCAAAUGACAAUUCCAGCUCAAAUGCGGGAAUAUGUUAAACAGGAUGUGGUGAGCAUUUUUCGUGAUAUAAAAGAGGCAAUACCAAGAUCGUUACGUAAAAAUAUUGACACCCUGCAAAUAAGUGAGCCUACGUAUCAGGUUGGCGGUGUAGAACCGAACAGCUAUACAGCAAUUAAAACAAAUGGAAAUUAUUGGGAUAUUUUAAAAUCGAUAACAAUUAGCAAUGCCCUGCAACAGCAGGCUCUCCUCACACCCGGGCCUCAACGGGGACGUCAGGCCCAACAGGCGAUGUUAGCCUCCAACAUUGUUCAAGCUUUUGACACCCACAUGGCCAGUAAUGAGAAAACCUUACAAUUUGGUUGGGGCUUGCUACAGCCACCCUUCUAUUCCUACAAUUAUCCAAAAUCGCUAAAAUAUUCCUCUCUAGGAUAUACGAUAGCUCGGGUUUUGAUCAAACACUACAUUGAUGAGCAAUUUUCACCGGACAAAAGCCAUCAGCCUUUUACAUCAUCCCACUUCGAUGACCUCCUCAGCCAACAACGGGAAUGUUUCCGAUCCCAAGUGAGCAGUUAUUUCUUCAAUACCCCCGAAGUAUUUCGUAAUGCCAGUCAAUUGAAAGAUUUUAUGGCAGAUUCUACUGCGCUAAGCAUAGCCUUUGUGGCCUAUAAUAAUUGGCUCGAUAAACAAGAUGUCGGUAAUGCCGAUCUGAAAUUUGAAACCUUACCGAAAAUGAAUUUCAGCAACACCCAAUUGUUUUUUGUGAAUUUUGCUCAAAUGCGUUGUGCAGAUCGAUAUUCGAAGGAACCCGCCGCUGAGCCAUCACAGUGUUGUCCGCUGGAUUUACACACUCCAGAACGGCUGAAUAUCAAUGGUCCGCUCAGUAAUGAUGAAGAAUUUGGUUUGGAUUUUAAUUGCCCAAUUGGUGCCGAUAUGAAUCUGGCGGAUAAAUGUUCGAUUUUGGAAAGCGAUUUCCGUAGGAAUUUUUAG